Adineta steineri is the source of this 1041-nucleotide messenger RNA. Lineage: Eukaryota; Metazoa; Rotifera; Eurotatoria; Adinetida; Adinetidae. The record is from the annotation of a GenBank genome assembly.
AUGCCAAUGCAAAAAAACGACUCAUAUUCCACACAAAUCAUUUUUGCCGAUUUUCAUCAACCAGCUUUAAUACGAUUUUUUGAUGAACAUAAAGCAUUGGAUUUAGAUAUUGCACCAUUCCUGUUUGGUUCUCUUGUACAUACUGCGGUUAUGCUUGAUGGUGCAGAAUUAUAUAAUUCAGAUGGAAGUGGUUCUUUAACAUCUAUGAAUUUAUUUGCACAGCUUAUUGGUGAACCUGGUACAAAUAAAUCUGGUUUAUUAAGAGCAUUUAGUUCUACUAUGUCUGUACUAUCACAUUUAUUUCCAGAAUUUUUCAGUAAAACAGUAACUGAAACUAUUAAUGGUAAAGAAACAACAAAUGAUGUUGGGUUUGGUGUUUACUUAGGAGGUUCUAUGGAUAAUGAUAUCAAAACGAUUGGUGCUAAGUUAUUAUGUCAAGGAUAUGAUACUAUUAGAAAUCUUUUAAGAACAACCGGUUCAACAUCCUUUUUGAUUAAGAGAGGAUCGAUCAAUAUUUUUGGAGCUAGUACAGGCAAUAUGUUAUCUACUGUUCAUCGUCAAUAUCAAAAUCCUUCUAUGUCCGAUGGUGCUGUCAGUAGGUUUUUGUAUAUUACUUCAUCAGCACAUAAACCUGUAUCUGGUCCUCCUAGUAAUAUUCUAUCGAUUCAACCAAAUAUGGUUCAUAUCUUGAUAAUUAUGCGUCUUAUAAGUGAAUAUAAACCAAUACUUGUAUUUGGACAAUAUAAGAAUGAAUCUGAAGUACCAACUACAGUUUCUAUACGAGAUGAUAUACAAGAAUUAAUACAAGAUAAUGGUGGCUCAAUAUUACCAGUUGAAAUUUUAGCUGAAUUGAAACCAACUAUUCUUAUUCCACAUAAAGAUGGUGAUCGUGAAAUUGAUGGUAAUCUUUUAUCACCACAGACAGCAUUAAAACGAAUCAUGGAUUAUUACUAUAGUAAAUCAUUGAAAACUGAUCAAAAAGGAAAAUCAUCCUACACACCACUUCAACGAGCAUUUUAUCGCAAAAGUGGUGCAAAAUAA